This is a messenger RNA of Arabidopsis lyrata subsp. lyrata, 721 nucleotides long. Its product is annotated as early nodulin-like protein 1. Gene Ontology annotation, molecular function: electron transfer activity. Lineage: Eukaryota; Viridiplantae; Streptophyta; Magnoliopsida; Brassicales; Brassicaceae. The transcript has 2 exons. The record is from RefSeq and is a predicted model, not a curated record. The coding region runs from base 46 to 591 and encodes 181 amino acids. Gene Ontology annotation, cellular component: plasma membrane.
UUAAUCACAAAAACAUUAGUAAACUUGUUAGUUAUUAUAGCCACAAUGUCUUCACUAAUGAUGUGUUGUUUGCUUCUCUUGUUUGGUUUGUUGUCUGAAGGUAGAGAGAUUCUGGUGGGAGGCAAGUCUAACACAUGGAAAGUUCCGGAAUCUAGAGAUGAAACACUAAACCAAUGGUCAGAGAGAACAAGAUUCAAGAUUGGAGAUUCUCUCUUGUGGAAAUACAAUGCAGAGAAUGAUUCAGUGCUACAAGUAAGGGAAAAAGAUUACGAGAGAUGUGACAGAUCAGAGCCUAUAAGAGGAUACAAAGAUGGUCACACGAAUAUAGAGCUGAAGAGGUCAGGUCCAUUUUACUUCAUAAGUGGAGAAGAAGGACAUUGCCAAAGAGGUGAGAAGCUUCGUGUCGUUGUCUUGUCUCCAAAUCAUAAGAGAAGCGUUGUUGAUGCUCCUGCUCCUGUAAACGUCGACUUGUCUCCAAAUUACAACAGAAGCGUUGCUGCUCCUCCUGUAAACGCUCAUAUCACAAACAAGGGAAGCCUGAACAGAGGAGCAUGGAGUUUGCUUCUUCUUCCAUUAGGCCUUUUGGUUUAGUCUUGUUAAUCACCUCUUAGCCAAUUUGGUUCGAUUUCGGUUUGUAUUUUCCGGUUUACUUGUUAUUUUGGCUUAUGAUUGUGAAGUACUCUGUGUUUAAUACAAUGUUAGUUUUUGGUUUGGAUCUAAA